AUGAAAGGAAACCGCAAUCCCCACCCGCCAUCCUCCAGCGCCGCCCCUAUUUCUCCCAACUCCAAGGGUACAGCCAAGUACACCAAUAAGGACGGGUCGAAAUUUAUCACAGUACCUAAGAUGAAUACCCCGGUCGAUUCCGCUCAUCCGUCACCGACGGUCGCCUCGCCUUCGCCCGCCGCACAAGCCGCGACGCAGCCGAUCCCCGACGACGAGCCUGCGCGCCCAGUGAAUCGAAAGAAGCAGAAGCGACGCGCAAAGGCUGCGGCCAAGUUAGCUGCAGAACAGGCACAAAAUGCCCCGGCCACGAACGGAAUUCCCUCCCCACCCCGCACGAACGACCAGCAGUCCGCCGAUGCUGAUCUCGAAGACGACGAAGACGAACCGAGUGCGAGCCUGGGUCCCCAAGACCAACGUCAUUACCAGGAAGGAGCUGCGCAACCUACACCGUCCGGGGCGUCCAAGAAACAGAAAAAGAAGAAAAAGAAAAAUGCCUCUGCGGCACAGGGCGACGAGUUCCCAAACGACAACCAGUACGCGCAAAACGGGCAGAACCAUCACCCUGCCUCUGUUCCUCCACCACCGCCGCCGCCGCCGAUGGCAGGAUCGCAGCAGGACCGACCGGGCAUGUCUCGUGAGAAGAUUUGGAACACCAACUCUCAAGAGGAGCGGGAGCGGAUCAAGGAAUUCUGGCUGGGGCUCAGCGAGACAGAGCGCAAAUCACUGGUCAAGGUGGAGAAGGAUGCCGUGCUGAAGAAGAUGAAGGAGCAGCAGAAACAUACGUGCAGUUGCACCGUGUGCGGGAGGAAGCGGACUGCGAUAGAGGAAGAACUCGAGGGGCUGUAUGACGCCUACUACGAGGAGUUAGAGCAGUACGCCAACCAACCGAACCAGGGUGACGGUCCCCCUAUGUUGCGGCCCCGGAGAUCGUUUGGGCCGAUGGGCGGCAUGCGGCCGCGCGGUCUCCACUCGCGCUUCUCCAACCAUCAACCGUCUCGCGGGCGAAUAAUGGACGAAUUGGGCGAUGACGAUGAGUUGGAAGAAGAGGAGGAGGACGAGGAAGAGGAGGAAGAGGAGGCGGAGAUGGAGGACGAGGGCGAAGGGGAGGAGGAAGGCGAAGAUAUAUAUAGCGAGGACGAGCUCGAGGACGACAUGUACAGCGAUGCGGAACAGGAACCGUCGGAAGAGCUCCAUCGAUCCGACUACGCCGCCGAUUUCUUCAACUUCGGGAAUAGCCUGACCGUGCAGGGUAUGGACCGACUUUCCAUUCUUUCAUCCUUCCUACACAGUUAUCUUGCCUCCGGGGCUGGCAAUAAUGCUUAUGGCUCAUCUUCUUUAGGCGGCAUCUUGACCGUGGCCGACGAUCUGCUCAAGAACGACGGCAAGAAGUUCAUCGAAAUGAUGGAGCAACUAGCCGAGCGUCGAAUGGCCCGCGAAGAAGAUGCAAGGGGCCAGUUUGAUCAGGGCUACGACCACCCGAACGGUAACCGCUAUGCCCACACUCACCCACCGCCUCCCGACGAGGAAGAUUACGAGGACGAAGAAGAAGACUACGAGGAGGACGAGGAGGAAGAGUACGACAGCCAGGAUGAAGAGGCAGGAAGCUUGGACCCCAUGACAGAGGAGCAGCGCAUGGAGGAAGGGCGCAGGAUGUUCCAGAUAUUCGCCGCCCGGAUGUUCGAACAACGGGUCCUCACAGCCUACCGUGAAAAGGUUGCUAGGGAGCGCCAAGCAAAACUACUCGAGGAGAUUGAGGCCGAGAAUCAGCAGGAUGUCCAGCGAAAAGCCAAGAAGGCCAGGGAUGCGCAACGGCGCAAAGACCGGCUCGCAAAGAAAAAGGAAGUGCAGGCCGAGGAGAAGGCCCGUAAGGAGGCCGAGAAGGCUGCCGAGGAAGCCGCUCGCAAAGCUGAGGAAGACCGCAAAGCCGAAGAGCAACGCGCUAGGGCUGAGGAGAAGCGCAAGAAGAAGGAAGCGCAACGGAAGGCGGAAGAGGAGGAGCGUCAGCGCAAGGAAGCCGAACGGAUACGCAAGAUCCAGGCCCGGGAAGAGAACGAGCGCAAAGCGCGCGAGGCUCGAGAACGGGAGAAGAAGGCCCGGGAAGAGGCCCGUCUGAAGGAGAAGGCGGCUCGCGAGCAACGGGAACGUAAAGAUCGGGAGCGAAAAGAGCAGCAAGAACGUGAGAGGAAAGAGAAGGAGACCCGGGUGAAGGCCGAGCGGGAGGCCCAGGAGGCCAGGGAAAGGGAGGCCAAGGCAGCCAAGGAAACGAAAGAAAAAGCAGCCAGGGAAGCGAAGGAGGCUAAGGAGGCUAAGGAAAAGCGCAGGAAAGAAGAGAGGGCCGCGCACAAAGCCGCCACGCUUGCGGCCGCGGUUCCAGCGCCCGUUACCCUUCCAAAACGGCCUGCUGGUCAACAACAACAACAACAACAACAACAACCAGCUGCGCAACCCCAGGCUGCUGCGGUCCCUGCACUCCCACAACAGUCCACGUCGGUCGCCUCGCCCCAAAUCUCCGUCGCGACGCCAGCGCUUCCGAAAGCACCAACGCCCAUGCGGACGCGGCAGCUGUCCCAGCAAGAUGAGUCUGUGGUCUCCGCGGGCGCGGCUUCGAACUCGGGCUCGGCUGCUAGUCAAAACCAUUCUCCUCAUCCUGUCACGCCCGUCCAUGUAAGCCCCGGGGCAAUAGGUCCUCUGGGCAAAUCAGGGCCCCCAGCAGCUCCCGGAUCGCAGAGCUCCAUCCAACAACCACCACAUUCCGCAUCUCCAGUGAGCUUUCCCGCGAGGUCACUUCCUCCGCCGCCCAACGCUUUCGGCCUGCCUCCUCCAGGUACCGUCAUGUCGUUCCCGCCAGGCCUGUCUCAGGGCCCACCUGGCUUUGGGAGUAAUGCCAUCCAUCGCGAGCCUACUUUCCCGCCCAUGCCCGGCUUCCGGCCAAUGCCGGGUAUGAUGCCGAUGCCUCCCGGGUUUGCUGGGCCUACGCCGAAUCGUGGGUUCCCGAUGCACCCGCCUCCAGGGUUCCACAGCGGCGCGAUGGAAUCCCCCGGGCCCAGCAUGGCACAGGUUAUGAGUCCGACCUUGCAGAAGGAAAGCACGUCUCCUCAUUCUCGUCAGGGCUCGGGUAGCUUUGAUGCGAGCGUGUCACAGCCCGUCGGUCGGCCUGCACCAAUAGGAAGGCCAGGGAGCGUGGUCCAAGGGCAACGGCCCUCGAGCGGGUCGCCAUCGGGUGGCCCCCCGAAGCCGGAACCAGAGGCUCACCUGGGCAGCCGGGCUCUGCUGGACGACCUAGAUGAUGCUCCGCAAGAGUUUUCGGGGCGUCUCUCCCGCGGUGGCUCUGCUCCUGGUCCCCGACCGGUGCCUGGGUUUCCCAUUUCUCCGUUUGGGAUGGACCCCAUGUUCUCACAUAACCCAUGGGGGCCACCCGGUCCGGUCCAGCCCAACCCCUUUGCCCCGCUUCCUCCGCCCGGGUUUGGCCAUAGCCCUCUCGGUGUCCACCCCCCAGUGAACCUACCGUGGGGCCACCCUAUGCCCCCUGCAUCAACCUUUGGAGCCCCGGGGGUUGUCGACCGGCCUAUUGAGCCACGUUCCGUUGCCGUCCGAAAAAUGCUCCGCCGAGCGUGCGAGGAUCUCUCGAAUGCGAACGCGAACGCCAAUACCGACAGCAGCAAUAACCCCCCGAACAGCACCGACAGCUUCAUCCCGCUCGACCGCAUCAAGACCCAGGUCGAGAUGCUGAACCACGGUCUCCCUGUCGAUGUGAAGGAACUGCUUGAUAUCUGCGAGACGGAAGGCAACGAGGUCAACGGCGGGGGUAGCUUUGACGUGCGCGAUGAGCCACAAACCGAUGGCAAGUCAAUUCGGUUCGUCCCGGGUAACGAGCGGCCGAUGGCCCAGCCGGCCCAGCUGGCUGUUGGUUACCACCCCGGGAGCCCCAUUGGCGCCAGUGAUGAUGGGCCCUCCCAAUGA
Molecule: messenger RNA, 3960 nt
Organism: Dichotomopilus funicola
Lineage: Eukaryota; Fungi; Ascomycota; Sordariomycetes; Sordariales; Chaetomiaceae
Product: salt tolerance down-regulator-domain-containing protein
Exons: 3
Coding region: 1-3960 (1319 amino acids)
Source: RefSeq, a predicted model, not a curated record